AGAAGAGAAAAAAAAAAGAAAAACAAGACGGACAAGAGUCAUUCUACGUCACGUCCGGUCCACAGUCCCCGCCUUCUGCGCGCGGACCGCGGAUAUUUGAAAAUAACGGCUGCGUCUAUAACAGCGAUUAUCAUCAAAGUUACUGGAAACGUUCUAAAGCCUCGUCAGUCCCAUCUUGAACUCUGAUAUGGCAUCCAUUACUGAUCCGGACAUCACUGUCAAGUUCGCCAGUGCGAUGGAGGAGAGACACAACAAUCGGCUCAAAACGUUCGGGGAGAUAUUAGACACAACUACCACGCUGUGUCAGUCACACAUAGUGUUUAUGAAAUCUGCACUUGAUACGUGUUUAAAGAAAUGCAAGGAGGAUGAGAUCCUCUUUAAGAGCGACCAGUCAUUCAAAACAGAUUUGGAGCGUAAAAAUGACCUACUGAAAGAGAAACGACGUGUCAUUUCUGAUGUGAUGGCUGAAAAUGAGCAGAAGGAGAUGCAGAAAGAUGAAAUUAUUCGGAAGAUAGAGAGACGUAAAGAAGAACAAACCCGAAGGAAACAGUUAGUUGAAUCCCAAAAUAAAACAAACAAAGAGCGACUCAAGAAUCUUCAAAAAGCCAAACUGAUGUUUCAGGAAUUUUUAAGACUGGAGAUACGAACAAUAUGUGGAACAACACAACAGGUUAAAGGUGAAAAGCUGCAGUUUGUUUUCCGAAAUAUCAACCCUGCACAUGAGGACAGUGCCUUUGUUGUAACAAUGGGACUUAAAGAUGAUGGAUCCUAUCAAAUUGUGUCGAGUGACCCCGUGCUUGAAUGUUUACCAGUGUUGGAAAGACGUCUUCAGGAGACCAAUAACUUACCAGCAUUCCUGGCCAACGUCAGGAAAGAGUUCAUCUCUCAAGUGAACCGCUGAUAUAAAAAAAAAAAAAUUAAAGGACCAGGUCCUUACAGCAGGAUCAGCAUGUAUUGAUUUAUUUUGUUAUUUUUAAACAGCUCCUUAUUCAGUAGUUGCAUAUAAAACCUGUAUAGUUUCACUUGGCAUGAUUUCUGGUGUGAUUAGUAAAUAUUUGGCACAAAAGUUGA
Betta splendens (Siamese fighting fish) is the source of this 1071-nucleotide messenger RNA. RefSeq names its product SPC25 component of NDC80 kinetochore complex (gene spc25). Gene Ontology annotation, cellular component: Ndc80 complex. Gene Ontology annotation, biological process: chromosome segregation. The transcript has 7 exons. Lineage: Eukaryota; Metazoa; Chordata; Actinopteri; Anabantiformes; Osphronemidae. The record is from RefSeq and is a predicted model, not a curated record. Bases 188 to 901 code for a protein of 237 amino acids.